GACGGAGCGGCACGCCGCCUGGAUCAGCACGCACACACACACACACACACACACACGCACGCACACGCGCGCGCAGUCGUAACAACAGACCGUAGAAUCACAGACGUUGUUUUUUUUUUUUUUUUUUGAUGUACGUGAGAAAUUAGAGUUGCAGCGGCGGGAGAAGAAGUCACCUCUCUGCAGUCGGGAGGCUUUGCGGAAACGACAAAGCGAGUCAUCAUGUGAGAGAACUUAAUGUGGGAAACGGACAAAAGGCUGGAAUACGAGCGGAAUAGAAAGUAAAAGGGACGUCCUCUACGCUCACCACCGACCUGCCAAUCAUGACCUCUUUCUGACUGACAGUGAUGUAGAUGUGUGAGUGUGACCGUGUGCUGCUCGUGGAUAAAUGAUCACUAAUCACCGUCGGAAGAUGAAGGACAAGUCUGGCGUGAGCGGAAUGUCCGUGGAUGAGAAGCCUGAAGCCCCCAUGUAUGUGUAUGAGUCGACAGUUCAUUGUACCAAUAUCCUCCUCUGCCUCAACGACCAGCGGAAGCAGGAUAUCCUGUGCGAUGUGACUGUCCUGGUGGAGGGCAAGGAGUUCCGUGGGCACCGGGCCGUGCUGGCCGCCUGCAGCGAGUAUUUCCUCCAGGCGCUGGUGGGCCAGGCAGAGAAUGGCUUGGUCGUUAGCCUUCCAGAAGAGGUCACUGCCAGGGGAUUUGCCCCAUUGUUGCAGUUUGCCUACACUGCUAAGCUGUUACUCAGCAGAGAAAACAUCCAGGAGGUCAUCCGCUGUGCUGAAUUCCUGCGCAUGCACAACCUUGAGGACUCAUGCUUUCGCUUCCUGGAAGCUCAGCUGCGCAGCGAGGAAGAUGGCUUGCUGCUCUGUCACAAGGUGGCGGCGGAGGUGAACAACUCAGAGGAUGAGAACAUGCAGUCAGAGGUGGAAAGGCCCAACUCCCCCAGAGUGCGGCGAUGUGCUGAUGCCCUAACCUCUUUUCGACACCCUGACGAUGAUCGGUUAGCAGUGGCUGUGCCAAGUAACUUCAUGGAUGGCCGGCUAGACUUUGAUCGGCAUGGAGCAUCAGACCUGCCACGAUGCCCUAAGUACAGGAAAUACCAGUGGGCCUGCAACAAGCACAAUGAUGACACCUCCUCAGACACCAGUACCUCAGGUUUUCCAAGCACAUUAAAAGAGAGCAGCGUUAGUGGGGCAGUGCCGGGUCAGGGCAGGCUGCCUUUGACCCAGAUCAAAGUUGAACCACAGGCAGAGGAAGAGGCCAUCUCAUUGUGCCUGUCAGGGGACGAGCAGGACGUCAGGGAUAAGGACAGUGUGACUGCCAUGGAGAUGGAAAACCCAAUAUCUGUGGAAAGAACCAAGAGAACCAAGUCCCCUUCCUGCCUCCGAGCCUUCUUCAAGAAAGGGGUUGACCUACCCAGUCUGCCCAACACAUCACAGCAGCUAUUCACCAACAGACUUGUCUGCCCCCAGGACAAAGGAAACUCUCAGGGAGAUCACAAAAAAGACUUCAGGCCUUUCACUGGGGAGCUAGAUCUGUCUGUUACAUCCCCAAAGGACAUGGACGGUUUCCCUGCUGGGUUGUCCCUCAAGUCCGCUUCGUGUGAUGGGGUCUGCAAACAAGAAGUUGAGCUAGACCGCCGUAGUGUCAUAUUUUCCUCAGGGGCCUGCAACCGUCUGGGUACCCCAGCGCAUUCCUACCCUGGUGGGAACUCUUUGGAGAUGGAGCUCACGGAGCACAUGCCAAAGGGCGUGUGGGCUGGAGCCAGCCAGUCCCUCCCAACCACCCAGACCUAUUCUCCCAGCACCACCUCCUCUGAGCCCCCGAUCCUGUGCCGCCCACGACCCAACACCAGCUGCCCAGUGCCAAUCAAAGUGUGCCCACGCUCGCCGCCUUGUGAGACACGCACUAGGACUUCCAGCUCCUGCUCCUCAUACUCCUAUGCGGAGGACGGCAGUGGAGGCUCACCCUGCAGCCUUCCCCAGUUUGAGUUCUCCUCCUCGCCAUGCUCCAAUGUGGCUCGCUGCCUCAAUGUGGACCAGCAGGAGCAAAAUGUAGGUGGAGAUGCCCUUUUUAACCAGGUGCGGCCCAAGAUCAAAUGUGAGCAGUCCUAUGGCAUCAACUCUAGCGAUGAGUCGGGCUCCUUUUCAGAGGGAGACAGCGAGUCCUGCCAUGUACAAGAGCAAGGGCCAGAGGUGAAGCUGCCUUUCCCCGUAGAUCAGAUCACAAAUCUUCCACGGAAUGACUUCCAAAUGUUGGUGAAAAUGCACAAACUGACCUCGGAACAGCUUGAGUUUAUCCAUGACGUGAGGCGGCGGAGUAAGAACCGCAUUGCAGCGCAGCGCUGCCGCAAGAGGAAACUCGACUGCAUCCUGAACCUGGAGUGUGAGAUCCGAAAACUGGUGUGCGAGAAGGAGAAGCUGCUGACAGAGAGGAACCAGCUGAAGGCUUGUAUGGGUGAGCUGUGGGAGAACUUCUCCUGCCUGUCGCAGGAGGUGUGCCGGGACGUCCAGCUGAGCCCCGAGCAGGUCCAGUCUCUACACCACUACUGCCCCGUGCUGCGGCCCGCCAACUCCUCUGCCAGCAACAACGCUGCCCACCAGCCCAAGCCUGCCCUCAGCCCCGCCACCAACACCACCAGCAUCGACCUCACCACCCACUCGGGCUCAGCCACGCCAGAGCCCAGUUUCCACGGCUCGCCGGGCCCCUCGGAGAGCGAGCCCGACUCAGCCGUCAGAAAUGGGGCAGACAGAGAUAUGGACGGCCAAGACACCAGCUUGUACACAAAGUCGGGCCUGGAGAAAUCCAACCAGACGGUAACAGUCGAUUUUUGCCAGGAAAUGACUGAAAAAUGUACAACUGAUGAGCAGCCAAGGAAGGACUGUACUAAAUAGUGGUGGUUCUCUGUGUUGUUAUUUUUGAUGUUAUUUUUUUUAUUAUUUAAUUUUACUCUUCUGACAAACCCUCUCUCUGGGUUGUUGAGAUGGUCAGCCUCUGCCAGUGUUCACUGAAAAACAAGCUUUGUUUGUAUUUAUGUCUUUUUGUGCUGUUCUGUUGUUCUGUUUUGUUUUUUUUUUGAACGGUCGACACUAAAGUUGUCUUAACAGCAGCAAUACUGUUCUCCAGGUAUUCUCCUCUUACCAUGACAGAGUGGGAACUUCUCACCAAACCCUUACAAUGGUGCUAUACUCGCCCCGGCAGCAACCUCUACAGUGGAGACUCUGUUCUCCAUGUGUCACACAUCACCACUCAAAGUUGAACCUCAUCGGACCUAAACAGCAGCUCUCUCUGUCUCUCUGUGUACCGACAGUAUCUCUGUUCCUGCCUUUUCUCUUUUCACAUUUGCUCCUCUUUUUUUUCCCACUCUGUCUCUAUCAAUCUUCUCUACCUCUUUCUGUCUUUCUCUCUCUCUGUCUGUGGUUCUUGUCUCGCUAUAUCUCAGUGGCCCUUUUCGUCACAGCAAUUCAAACUCAGGAAAAAGAAAAAUCCUCUGAAUGUUCAACCUAAUUCAUGAAAAAUGAGAAUACAGCUUCUGUACACGAGGAAGUUACGAUGCAGUUAGACUGUAAAAUGUUCAUAUGCAAAAAUGUCUUCAAGCGUGUUGCAUUUGUAUUUCUGUACAGGAGAACUUUGUACAGGCUUGUAACCGAAAACAUUCCUCCUUUGCCUUCCUCAGCACUGAAGUGAAAGAAAAAAAAAGUCUUUGCAGGCGGUUAAAUGGCUAUUUUUAUUUCCCACUCAUCAGCAAUACCAUUGUAUCUGGAUGUUGUAAUGGUGACUUUCAAGUGCUUGUUUGGCAGAUAUGUAUAUAGUACGGAGCAUGAUGACUGUAACAGUGGUUUUGUACAGGUAGAGGCUUAGAUGUUUCUUUUUCACCGGGGUUUUAUCAAGCACCUUUUUGCUAAGGGAAAAAUCUUUGCUUUGCUGUUUCCUGUCCUGCCUAACGAAUACUCCCCAUUACGGCGGGUGUUCUUAUACUCAGGAAAUCAGCUCGAUACACAUUAAGACACACACAUACAGUACAUACAGUACAGACACAUGCGUCAAAACACACAUAGAAUUUUGAGCCCCAUGCAUGUAUAAAAGUUAGACAUUCAAGGCACGUUUCUGAAUGCGUGGCUCAGGCCAGCUCCUCUCCUCCUUUUGACUCCUCUAUAAAUGUGAAAAAAAAGAGUUCUGCCUUGUGUUUUUUGGAGGAAAUCUUACUUCUUAUCAGUGUUUAAAGAUGCUGUUUGUGUACACUCUCGCAGAUACGCUUUGGGUUUCUUCAGUGUUGUCAUUUGAUGUUCAGAGAGAGAACAAAGAGCCCAGCCCACAUCUAAGUGACAUUCAUUUUUUUCAAACUGAACCUGAAUAAAAUCCAGCACCUCUUGACAGAAAGAAAAUAAAUUGACUUAAUUCAGGCACUUUGUUUCCAGCCCCAAGAGCUCAGAGCCAUUUAGCACUUCAAUGAGGGUCCUUGUCUUUGUUUGAGACCCCUUAAAAGGAGCACUUAAAUUGGCAUUUCAAGAGGAAACAUCUUGUGAAUACGAUUAUACAAAUAUACAAUUAGAAAUAUCUCUAUGAAGAAGACGUAUCUGAAACCUAAACACAAAAGGAAGCUAAUGGUUUAGUAUAAGAUUGUUCACACCUUAGAUUUGUAUUUGUUUAGGAAUUGAAUAAGCUAAUUCAGAUUUCAUUUGACGUGAAAACAGUGUAUGUGUUGUCCAAAUGAUUAAGUAACAAUCAUAUUAAGAAAGUAACAUGUUUGCCCUUAUUGUGCAUUUGUUUGAACAUCCUACUUUGUGAUGUGCAUGCAUGCUGCCUAUAGCUAUAAGCCUAGUUAGUUUGUCUAGCUUCUGUUUGCCUCGUAAGUUCCCUCUGGAGCAGUCUGCUUUUAAAUUAUAUUUUUUAAAUUUCUAUGUAUAAACAAACUGAAUUAUCUUAACUCUAACUGGAGCCAGUACUCCUGUACAAGGUUGAAUACAAUUGGAAUGUGAAGCUUCAUUCAAUGAUCUUUAAAGCCCCAAUCCAAAACAGCACCCCCUGUUAGCUUAAGAAAGCGCUGAAGCUAAUGUCAACUCUUGGCUAGCUGGUGUUCCACUAGCUUCUGUACCUCACUGAGCAUUUCUUGAAAGUGUUACUGAAGUUUACUAUCUUUCUCUAAGACAUGUGAAUAUCUACUACAGUACUUGUUAUUAAAAAUACAAAAACAUCAUGAUUUUAGCAAAGCUAAACAGAAAUAGUUUUGUUAGCAUGCACAAAACUAGUCUACAUCCUCCAUGAAGUUUAACCAACAAAAGUACAUUACUUUAACAGUAGGUUUCAACCCUAACCAUAAAUCUACUCACACUCUUCCCUAAUGUUUGACAAUGGUAAUUUUAAGCAAGAUAAUAAGCUUUAGUUUUUCCUUUCUUGCUAUUGCAACCACUAUAUGUAAGAUAGCUGCCAACCACUUGACAAGCCCCUUCUGUGGAGCUAGCAUAGAUUUAAACAGAAGCAUUAGAUAGGAAUAGCAAAGAUGGCGCUCAUUCGGCCCGAUGAGAAUUGCCCACCUUCGGUAAACGUCAAGAAAGUUUUUACAUCCAGGUUAACUUCCUGGUUAUAAAAUAUUUUCUUCCUAGCUCGCUGAAUAUGAGCAGUAGAAUUUCUCCCGCUGGCUGCUCUGCCCAUAGACUUUACAUUUUCACAGAUUUCCUUAAAAAGUUCACCUCAGCUCAAACAAAGGUUUUAAAUAUGAAACCUCCAUGGAUCAAAGAUUGAUAAUAGAAAGAGUCAUAACUGACUUUGUGUGCAGUUUGAGAUGUCCCAUGUCCAGUUUUAUAGAUGUUUAACAUUCAACAGAGGUUCAAGUGAAAGUGCUGUAGUAAAUACUAAUUUGCCUUAGAAUAUGGAUAGUAAUAUCCUGCAUAGUAUAGCCACUGUAUAUAUCAGAUCAAAUGGGGGGUGCUAUUAAACUCAUGACUGACCACACCUGUGACAUGCCCAUGAAACACCUACCCAUCCACCAGUGUUUCGUUACCCUAUUUAAUGCUGAAAAAAAAUAUCUGGGAUUGGGGCUUUAAAGAUUGGAUGAAAUGUUUUAAAGCUUUCCCCCUGAAUUUAACUGAUGUAAAGUUUAGAUGUAGUUUGAAAUAUGAUCUCAUAUGUGAGACUGUUUAUGUUAUACAGCCGAACAGAUUAAGUGUAUUUUAUAAACCUUUAAAUUGUUAAAAGACUGGCCCCUGUACCCAUACACACACAAACACAUGCACACAGACACAUAAAUAAUCAUACAAUACACACACAAUACAUAUGUUGUGGCACAGCCUGAGUGGGCAGUAAUGGUUCAGCCCUUUUUCCUAUUUGUGCUGUUUAUAUUGUGCACAUAUUUACUGAAGCAAACCAGUUUUUACCCAUGUGGAGAUUCUGCCAGGUUAAAGCCAGCAAACUGAAGUGGAACCACCUACUUUACAGAAGCUUCUUUUCUGCAAACAUUAUGCAACUCAUUUUCUAUUCAUGUACUUUUUUUUUAAAUUUGCUUGAUGUUUUUCUGUUGGGAGAUAAUGAAUUCAUGAAGUUUGUGUUGUAGCAAAACUGUUGUGACAAAGGCCCCAGUGUGUCUUUUCAGAUGUCCGAAUAAUACGACAAUGGUCACAUUCUUGUUUUUGCAUAGCAGGAUUUCUGUUAAGCAUAUUUUGAUAAAUCAAUUUAACAAAACUUAAGAUUUCUGUAGAGCUAAGUAAAAGAGGUGACACAUCGCACAGAGGCCCCUGAAGCACACUCUCCAGUCAAAAAGCUUUUAGUCCAGACUUCCACGCUCUUUGAGUCUUGCUGCAUGCUCUAACACCAGCUGUUUGCACAGUAACAUGCAUCCUCUGGUUUAAUGGUGAGAUUACUUAAUGUCCAAAUCUACAACACAUCAAGUGUUGUCUAAGGGGUCUGUUCACUCACAUUACAAAAAAUACAUAGCUAAAAAUACAUUUCUCACUUACCUCAUAUGGCACCUAGUCAUGCAGAUAGUUUUGGUUGUAUUGGGUUACAAAGUAAAGGUCCAGGCUUGAGAUUUUUGCCUACACUAGUCACAUUAUUGUGAACAAUAUGUUUUGUUAGUUCCAAUGAAAACUUAAAUUUGAGUUUAGAAUUCUGUUUACCUUCAUUCUUUUGGGGUAGUGGCAGGUACCUCCGACAAUCUCCAAACUAUGUACAUGGUUACAGAGCAGGAAACUAAGUGAGAAAAUAUGUUGGGGUGUUUUUUUUGUCAUUUGAGUGUAGUGACCUUUUAGUGUCUCAGGGUGCCAAGUGUUUGAAUGUGCUCACCAUAUCACUCAGAAGCAGACUUUUUUUUUUUAUUACUUGCUUUAUUAGACAAAUAGAAAGGUUUAAAAGGUUAAAAACAUCACAUACAUUGAUUUGUUACUAUUACUCAAAGUUACAUUAAUUGAUUUUUGGCCACUUGGGGGUUUUUGUUUCUACUUUCAUGUAGAUGCUUGAAAAAAGUCUGUGGUUAACACAAGUCUAGGAUAUAUUCAGCAAACACCAUACAUGUAAAUGUCAAAGUGAACGUGUUUUACAUCAAAUAGCUUAAUUAGAAAACAGAGGUUGUCAGGGUCAUCUAUUCACUUCACAGGCAUAUACAAAGUAUUCUGAUUCAAAAUUUCUACCUUAGUUGUGGUGACGUUGAAGUCAUGUGACCAUGGUCUUUUAAACCGUCAGUUUAUAGCCCAGUGUUAGCUUUUUACUUUUGGCGAUUGCAUUUACGCUUCACAAGUGAUAAAAGUGGUCUUCACCUGUGAAGAAUAUCUUGCUGAACAAAAGUAAUAAGUAGCAUAAACUUGUGUUUCCCACAGAUCUUAUUUUAUGCAAUAAUCCAACUGAAUCUUAUCAGCUUUUCGUUGAAGGAACCAGGCUGAUGCUAACUUUUUGGUUAACCCACAGAAACACGUCAUCCCUGCAGCUCUCUAUUGUUACCUAACAGAGUUUUUAGUGGCUUAAACAUUUGGAUAGGGCUGCCUGCGAGACAUUGAGCAGACAGAGAGCAACAUGAUCAUGGUUUCGGUGCAGUGUUCGUGUCCAUCUGUUGAAUGCAGGGCCAAUCUUUUCUUUGAAGUCUUUUCGGUCUCGAACACCUCCUGAAAAUAUAUCUGUGUCUUUAGCUGGUGAAUCUUCCACGAUGUUCACCAGGUAACUUGGUAUCUCUGCUGUUCAGUUCUGGACAGGUAGCACGCGUGUUAUUCGAACCUUUUUAAUAUUGAUUAGUGCAGCUUUAAAAAUGAUGUAAUGGUAAUAGUUCUAUGCAUAGAAAAUACUGAAUUUAAGAAUUUGAUUCUUGGAUAAGAGGAAUCCUCCUGGUUACUUUUUGAAUUUUGCUUUCGCCGUAACUCUGUAAUUGAAUGCUCGUACCUUUUUGCUGUGGACUUGUUUGGUUAAACUUUGUUUUGUUGCUGCUUCUCUGAAACAAACACUGGCUUGUCAACUCCAAAGGUUGUUCUGUAAAAUAAUAUGAACAAACACAUGCCUUUCUCACAUAUUCCUCAACUUUAUUGAAAAAAAAAAAUCUGGUAUCCUGGUUGAAAGCGCAGGCUGAGAAUUGAGCAAAAUAUAAAAAUGGAAAAUGUUUACAAAUAGGUGUCAUGUCAUGUUUGAUACAUUUUUUGCCAUGUAAAACUGAUGCUCGGUUCAAUUGGACUGGUUCUUGGUGUUAUGUAAAGAGACAAAGAACUUGUCUAUAAUCCAAUUUUUGGGAUGGGUCAGCAUUAUAUGGAUACAAGUGCACCUCCGAUAUUUGCCUUAGAACUUGCAGAGGCCAUUGUUCACAUUCAAGUGAAGUGAGUGUAUGCAGGGGCCUGGGCCCCCCAUCCCCGAGUCACCAGUGCGGACUUUCUCACACUUAUCUACCUGUGAAAUCCUUCAUACCUCUCAUAACUGGUCAAUGACUGUAUCAGCAAACUGCAUCAGGUGUUUUUUCUACAUGCUUUUUACACAGAUUAUAUGGAUUAUUGUAUUAGUAGAUUUUGGUGCAUCAUUUUUAAUGUAAUAGCUCUUAAGCUUAUAGUUCAAGUUGUUUUUUUCUUUCAUUUUUCUAGAUGAUUGUUUUGUGUUAAUAUUGUCAAUUUGAAAUAGCUGUUAUUUGCUUAUUCUCUACUAAGAGUUCUUACCUUUAUAAUUUUUAAAUGCUACAUGACCCUAAUUAAUUAAAAUGACUUAAUAACCAUUGUAAAUACGGUAUUGUGCAAACCCCAUUUUCAUUCAUUUCAAUUGCUAGUGUUCUAUAAAUUACUUUUUUGUCUAGACACCAUUUCUCUUUAUGAAAUAAAGAAACGUGCAUAUCA
This is a messenger RNA of Acanthopagrus latus (yellowfin seabream), 9286 nucleotides long. RefSeq names its product BTB and CNC homology 1, basic leucine zipper transcription factor 2b (gene bach2b). The coding region runs from base 386 to 2890 and encodes 834 amino acids. Lineage: Eukaryota; Metazoa; Chordata; Actinopteri; Spariformes; Sparidae. Gene Ontology annotation, biological process: regulation of transcription by RNA polymerase II. The transcript has 6 exons. The record is from RefSeq and is a predicted model, not a curated record. Gene Ontology annotation, molecular function: DNA-binding transcription factor activity, RNA polymerase II-specific; protein binding; RNA polymerase II cis-regulatory region sequence-specific DNA binding.